AUGUCCAAGGUUGAAUCUCAAACCAGAAGCUCAAUGCGAAUAAUUCACAAAUCAAUUUCUAAAGCUGUUCAAGAUAUGAGCAGUUCUCAAAUUGCUCAAGCCAGAAUGCUUUCAGCACAAUCAAUGCUUCCAUCUCUGUCCAUGCAUCCUUCUGCCGCCAAUAUGUUACAAAAAUCUUUGAAUGUUAUUCCAAUUCAAGCUCAAUCGUUCGGACCUUCAGACACCAAUACGACAUCCACACAAGAAAGAUCAAAAGAUUUAAAGAAUUAUGAGAAUUGCACCUCAACGUGUUAA
Auanema sp. JU1783 is the source of this 294-nucleotide messenger RNA. Lineage: Eukaryota; Metazoa; Nematoda; Chromadorea; Rhabditida; Rhabditidae. The record is from the annotation of a GenBank genome assembly.